Messenger RNA from Salarias fasciatus (jewelled blenny), 3909 nucleotides. It is a transcript of the gene pskh1, whose product is annotated as protein serine kinase H1. Lineage: Eukaryota; Metazoa; Chordata; Actinopteri; Blenniiformes; Blenniidae. Gene Ontology annotation, biological process: protein phosphorylation. Bases 985 to 2301 code for a protein of 438 amino acids. The record is from RefSeq and is a predicted model, not a curated record. The transcript is spliced from 4 exons. Gene Ontology annotation, molecular function: protein kinase activity; ATP binding.
AAAAAAAAAAAAGCCACCGACUGGGGCAACUUUGCUUGUUUUUGUUAACACUCCCCUGAAAGUUUAAAACAGUCUCAUAGACAGAAGACGACGGAGUCAUUUCUUUGGGGCAGACAUGGAGCUUUGGUCGAGUUUGUCCUCCGGAGCCAAGUUGGGAAAGAAGGUGAAAAUGGAGAGCCCAGCUGAGUGAGAGAGUGGGGUGAGGAGGCUGGCUUUGGGAGUCCUGCCCUGCUGCUAGCGGGCUACUUAGCAUGCUCACACUCUCCUUCUCCGCUUCCCUCUGCCGUGUGUCUCCAGCCUGCGAGUCUCCAGGGGAGCUGCUUCAUCUGUGGCAAGACCGCUGCUGACAUUGCAGCUUUUCCCCGAUGGAUCGAAGUAUAGUUGAUGAUCUUAUUUUCCGUUGAACUUCGGCAAGAGACCCAAGGAUAACUUUGCAUUUCUCCUAAAGGCGCCACGUACUUAGGCUUGUUUUAUAGACGCCUUGUGCCCCCGGGGCAAAACCACUCCCCCUCCCCUCCCUGAUCAAUCAUUUUUCUACUGUGAGCAUCCGUACUGGCUGUGCUUGUGUAAGCUUCCCUGCAUAUUGCGCCGGCUGAGAUGGGGCCCCAGUAGAGGGUCUUCAACGGGGCUCGAGGUACCUCCUGCCAGCUGACGGUGCAGCCAAGUGUGAGACCCUCUGGUUUGGGCCUGUUGAAGUACCUUGAAAAAGGCAGUUCCCACUUAAAGGACUCGGGACAGAAUGUAUUCAUGAACUCUUGGUGGAUUUUCAAAGUGGACUCCGUUGUAUUCGUCUGCUGUGCUUGCUGAUGCCAGCGCGUUGGGACUCGAGUGGGUGUGAUCAGCUUUAUUCAAGAGCCCCGGGUCCCGGCGCGGGCGCGGCCUGGAUGUUGGAUGUCCUGAGCGCGUGGGGUCGGCUGUUGCGGUGAUGAGGCAGGGCUCCUGGUGGCCUGUGUGGCUGGCUGGGCAGCGGCCCCGGCUGAUGUGAUGGGGUGCCGGAACAGCAAGGUCCUCCCUGAGCCUCCAGGGGACGUUCAGUUGGACCUGGUCAAAAAGGUUGAUCCUCCCCCUCCUCCUCAGACUGAUAUCUAUAAGCACUUCAUACGAGGGGAUGGCACUGGGAGCAAGAUGGGUGUGGCUGGUGGAGGAGCUGGAGCGUGUGAAAAGGCCGACUUCGCCUUCCCGCAUCAGGCUCAGGCGCAGGCUGCCACUCCCACCGCUUCGGCCCCGCCGCCGAAGGACCCCUCCGAACUGUCGGACCCGCAGCGGAAGAAGGUGGCAAAGUACCGAGCCAAGUUCGACCCCCGGGUCACGGCCAAGUACGACAUCAAAGCCCUGAUCGGCCGCGGGAGCUUCAGCCGGGUGGUCCGCGUGGAGCACAAGAGCACGCGGCAGCCGUACGCCAUCAAGAUGAUCGAGACCCGCUACCGGGAGGGCAGGGAGGUGUGCGAGUCGGAGCUGUGCGUUCUGCGCCGGGUUCGCCACACUAACAUCAUCCAGCUGAUGGAGGUGUUCGAGACGGCGGAGCGCGUGUACAUGGUGAUGGAGCUGGCCACCGGAGGAGAGCUCUUCGACCGGAUCAUCGCCCGCGGCUCCUUCACCGAGCGGGACGCCACGCGGGUGCUGCAGAUGGUGCUGGACGGCGUCAAGUACCUCCACACUUUGGGGAUCACCCACCGGGACCUGAAGCCCGAGAACCUCCUCUACUACCACCCCGGCGCCGAUUCCAAGAUCAUCAUCACCGACUUCGGUCUGGCCAGCAGCAGGAAGAAGGGGGACGAGUGUCUGAUGAAGACCACCUGCGGCACGCCCGAGUACAUCGCCCCCGAGAUCCUGGUGAGGAAGCCCUACACCAACGCCGUGGACAUGUGGGCUCUGGGCGUGAUAUCCUACAUCCUGCUGAGUGGGACCAUGCCCUUCGAGGACGACAACCGCAUGAGGCUCUACCGGCAGAUCCUCAAGGGAAAGUACAGCUUCUCUGGAGAGCCGUGGCCCAGCGUGUCCAACCUGGCCAAAGACUUCGUGGAGCGGAUCCUGACGGUGGACCCCAGCGAGCGGCUCACGGCCGGCCAGGCCCUCAAGCACCCCUGGAUCGUCAGCAUGGCGGCGGCGUCCUCCAUGAAGAACCUGCAGCGCUGCAUCUCCCAGAACCUGCUGAAGCGCGCCUCGUCGCGCUGCCACAGCACCAAGUCGGCGCAGUCCACGCGCUCCAGCCGCUCCACCAAGUCCAACAAGGCCCGCCGCGUGCGGGAGAAGGAGCUGCGCGAGCUGAACCGCCGCUAUCAGCAGCAGUACAACGGCUGAACUCUCACGGUGAAGAGUCGCCCAACUUCUGCGGCACCGCGUUUCCCAGAACAGUGCCGAGCCGCGAAGGUUACGUCAUCUCUCCAUCCAUUCCUUCACUUUGUUUUUUUUUUUUUUUAAAUUCCUUCAACCUGGAUGGUGCCUUCCACUUCUUUUCCUCGUGUUCUUUCAAUCCCUGUGUCGCUACGUAUUUAUUUAUUAUUGUUGUCGUGAUUAUUAGUCUUCUUACAAACGGUCACUGGAUAAUGACCUUCCACAAGGAUCUGUUGAGCAGAGUUCUGGAUGCUGACAUUUCUACCAAAAAAAAAGAAAAAAGAAUGGAUUCUUUACAGGAGGAACCAAAAAAAAAAAAAAAACAACUCUUCCCUCCUUGAUUCAUUUCUGAUGGGGAAAAAAACAAAUUGCUGUGAAUUUCUUGUUGUACUAUUUGUGCGGACCGUGUCUUCAGAUGUGGGGAAUCAUAUCACACUGCUCUAUAAUUGCACCCUCCACGGCCAAAAUGAAGGCGUGUUCCUGUCGUCUAAGCUUUCCCGAUCUUGCCAUUAUUUCUCCGUUUGUGCUCUAAAAACCGGUUUGAAUGAUUGUGAAGCUGUUUGGUUGUCUGUGUUUAAACCUGAAUGUGUCGUGUUUGGUGAAAACAAGCCCCAUGUCCGGAGCGCCAGUGAUUCUACUUCCUGUUACUGCAGUAAUUCGUUGUGCUGCUGCAGAAUGUAGCCAUCAAGUUUCCUGUUGGUUACAACGGCACAUCUUUCUUUGUUGUUGGAGCAGAAAUCCUGAAGAGGGAAGACUUUACACAAUUUAAAUAAUCUUAACUCAGUUUGUUACAGUUUGAUCCAGGAUACUUUCUGCUUUCCUUACUAAAUGUUUUCAUUAAUAUAGAAGCAGUAAUGGUUCAGGAUCACAGCACAGCUUCUUCACCAGACACUUCAUCGAAAACAGGAAAAGCUCGAUGCACUUAAAUGUCUCUCUGAGGUUUGAAGAUUUGAAAUUAAGAUCCUACAGUUUAUAUAACAAACUUAUGAUAUUUUAAAAUAAAAUAACCUCCCUGUGUGUAGAUUGAUGCCUGUUGUUCCAAAAAAGCCAUGGUAAAUUAAAUUUCCACAACUUUCCACGGUGAAAGUGAGAAAACAGCAAGUUGCUUCAGUGGACUCUCAAAUCUUUAUCGGAAGUCUGAGAUAAACACCUUUCCCAUUUCAUUACCCUGUGUCUACCGGCUCACGAGUCGUGUCACUCCUUUAGUUUGAAGAGUUUUUACCAGAAAAUGUAUAAACUAAUGUAAUAUCAUUUCUCUUUGUCUUUAUAAGUGCAAUACGUCAUGUUUUCGUCUUUAUAAAUAAUCAGCCAAAAGUGUUAAACGGUUAAAUCAGAACAUUUUGGACGUUUUUAAUGGGAGUGAACCUCAUGUUCAGCCCUACUGCUCAUCCCACAGAUGCAUACAAUUUGCUUACAAUUUGGCAGCAUAUUUCUGUGUGAUAAAAUAAACCGAGCUCGGCUCUUGUAUAUGAUUUAUUUCCAUGAAUUCAGUGAUGUGUGAUAACACUUUCAAAUCCAACACCAUCCUGCCGGAAAAGGGCCCGAAAAAGUGAAAAAAACUUUAAUUUUAAUGAG